Molecule: messenger RNA, 1086 nt
Organism: Venustampulla echinocandica
Lineage: Eukaryota; Fungi; Ascomycota; Leotiomycetes; Helotiales; Pleuroascaceae
Product: NAD(P)-binding Rossmann-fold containing protein
Exons: 2
Coding region: 1-1086 (361 amino acids)
Molecular function (GO): nucleotide binding
Source: RefSeq, a predicted model, not a curated record
AUGGCAGGCAAAACGUACAACGUCGGUGUGAUCGGAUAUGGAAUGUCCGCAAAGGUCUUCCACAUUCCCCUCGUCCUCAUCACACCACAGUUCACUCUCCAUUCCAUCGUACAGCGCACGCCGAAGCCAAACGACGAUGCUUCCAAAGACCACCCAAGCACGAAGAUUUACCACUCCGCGCCUGAGAUGUUCGCCGACCCCUCCAUCGACAUAAUUGUUAUAACUACCACACCAGACACGCACUUUUCCUUCACAAAAUCUGCCCUGGAGGCCGGAAAGCAUGCCAUCGUCGAGAAGCCUUUCGUUCCCACCAGCGGCGAGGCACAACAGCUGGUCGAUAUUUCCGCGAAGACGGGGAAGCUGAUUUGCGUAUACCAGAACCGUCGAUGGGACACGGAUUUCCUCACGGUGAAGAAAUUACUCGAUGAGGGCACGAUUGGGCGCUGCGUGGAAUUCGAGACCCACUUUGACCGCUACAAGGCCAUUCGGCCCGAGACCUGGAAAGGGACGCUGGGCAUGGAUCAAGCUGGUGGAGUCAUCUAUGAUCUUGGAACUCAUUUAAUCGAUCAGGCGUAUGUGUUGUUUGGCAUGCCUGCCAGCGUGACCGGCGUGUUCGCAAACCAAAGGAAUGAUGGCCAGGCGGAACCCGACAGCUUUACAGUUAUGUUGCAAUAUAGCAAUGGGGGACCGCUGGUCACGGCCAAGGCGGGUGUUAUGUGUGUUGAGACUGAGCAGCUGCGGUACUGGGUGCGGGGAUCUAAGGGCAGCUUCAAGAAAUUCCAUCUUGAUGUCCAGGAAGAUCAGUUGAAGGCUGGAUUAAAGCCGGGAGACCAAGGAUUCGGAAUCGAGUCUGAUGACCGUGCUGGUUCAUUGGUCGUUCUAGACGGGGAGACUAAGCCCAAGGGGAGCACACUUAAGAAUGUAACUCCGCUUACAUACGCUUCUCUAUAUGCGGGCUUCGCAAAGGCUAUCGAAGGAGGUGGAGAAAGCGCCGUGCCAGUUAAGGCGAGCGAAGCCAGGGACGUUUUGAGGAUCAUCGAAGCGGCAAAGGAGAGUGCUAAGAGUGGGAGGUCUGUGGCUUUGUAG